GGCUCGCUCGCUAGCCCUUUCAUUCACACAAACAGCAUUUCAUUCACAUUUUGCUGUUUUUGUCUGCUUCUAAUGAAGAUCACGGUUUGGGCAUGAUAGGGCAGUUUUGCUUCAGAUUUUGGGGGACUUGGAUAAGCAUCACCAUCAUCUCUGGGGUGUGCCUUUGCUGUUGCUAUGCCAGCAAGGGGAAGGAAAAAAAUGAGUGCCAUGCGGCUGCUCGGCUAGGCCUGCAGCCCUGGGAGGGGGGCCGCCGCUCCUCUGCGCUCCUGCUUCCCUGCAGCGGGCCUCACCUGGCCCGCCAUCAGGGGCACUCCUUACACCUUGUUCCAUAAAGCUCUUCAAGGCUCGGUGCCUCAAGUGUCACAUGUCUAGUCGUGGGUGUGAGAAGACUCAGGGUGACCUGAUAACAUGCUAGAGGAAGUGAUUUGCAGUGCUCACCGAGCCUUUGUUGAGAAGGGUCUCCUCUCGGAGUGAGUCAUGCUUUUGCUGUGAGCAGCCCCAAGCAGCUGGGCGCUCAUCAGAGGAAACUAUGACUUUUGCAAAGCAAACGUGCCGCCCUCAGCAGCCGAGUCCGGGGCCGGGGCUGCGCGGCCACGGCCGUGCGGGGUGUUAGCGGUGGUAGACCGGCGCCGCUGCUCGCGCCCCCCAGCCGGCUGUCCCGGCCGCUCCGUCCCGCCCCGGGGACCGCGGCUCGCCUGCUAUGCGCGGCAGCCCGCGCCGGGGCCGGCACCUGCAGCGCCCGGGCGGAUGCGGCGAGCCCACGGAGGGGCAUGCUUCCACGCACCAAGUACAAUCGCUUCAGGAAUGACUCGGUGACAUCGGUCGAUGACCUUCUGCACAACCUGUCGGUGAGCGGCGGUGGCAAGGUCUCGGCGGCGCGCGCGGCCCCGGCGGCGGCCCCCUACCUGGUGUCCGGAGACGCGCUGCGCAGGGCGCCCGACGAUGGGCCGGGCAGCCUGGGCCACCUGCUCCACAAGGUGUCCCACCUGAAACUCUCCAGCUCGGGCCUCCGCGGCCUGUCGGCGGCCAGGGAGCGGGCGGGCGCGCGGCUCUCGGGCAGCUGCAGCGCGCCCAGCCUGGCCGCCCCGGACGGCAGCGCGCCCCCCGGCCCCCGCGCCCCGGCCAUGCGCGCCGUCAGGAAGGGCCGACCAGGCGACGAGCCGCCGCCCCGCGCCCCGCACGCUAGCGACCAGGUGCUGGGGGCCGGAGUCACCUACGUCGUCAAGUACUUGGGGUGCAUUGAAGUUCUUCGCUCAAUGAGGUCACUUGACUUCAGUACAAGGACACAAAUUACCAGGGAAGCCAUCAGCCGGGUUUGCGAAGCCGUCCCUGGCGCCAAGGGAGCCUUCAGGAAAAGAAAGCCUCCGAGCAAAAUGUUGUCCAGCAUCCUGGGCAAGAGCAACCUCCAGUUUGCGGGGAUGAGCAUCUCCCUGACCAUAUCCACCGCCAGCCUGAACCUGCGGACCCCAGACUCGAAACAGAUUAUAGCGAAUCAUCACAUGCAGUCCAUCUCCUUUGCCUCUGGUGGAGACCCGGAUACAACAGACUAUGUUGCGUACGUAGCUAAGGACCCUGUUAAUCGCAGAGCUUGUCACAUUCUGGAAUGCUGUGACGGGCUGGCCCAGGAGGUCAUCGGCUCCAUCGGACAAGCCUUUGAGCUCCGGUUUAAGCAAUAUUUGCAGUGUCCUUCCAAGAUCCCUGCUCUCCACGACCGAAUGCAGAGUCUAGAUGAGCCCUGGACUGAAGAGGAGGGUGACGGCGCAGACCACCCGUACUACAACAGCAUUCCAAGCAAGAUGCCUCCUCCAGGGGGCUUUGUAGAUGCUCGACUGAAAGCCAGACUCCAUGGUCCUGACACAGCCCAGUUUGCAGGAAAAGAGCAAACUUACUACCAGGGGAGACACUUAGGAGACCCGCUUGGCGAAGACUGGCAGCAAACACCUGUCAGGCAAGGUGAGAGGCAAGGGUCCUUGGACAUCUACAGCAUACCGGAAAGGAAAUCGCAUGUGACCCCUACGGGAGAAGCCCCCACCUAUGUCAACACCCAGUGCAUCCCGCUGCAGGCUGGGCUGGCCGCGGGCAGCAGUGCAGAAAGCAGCCCACGGAAAGACCUCUUUGACAUGAAACCUUUUGAAGAUGCUCUCAAGAACCAGUCCUUGGGGCCUGUGUUGAGCAAGGCAGCCUCCGUGGAGUGCAUCAGCCCCGUCUCACCCAGAGCCCCGGAUGCUAAGAUGCUGGAAGAGCUGAAAGCAGAGCCUUGGUACCAAGGGGAGAUGAGCAGGAAGGAGGCAGAGGGGCUACUGAAGAGAGAUGGAGACUUCCUGGUCAGGAAGAGCACCACCAACCCAGGCUCCUUUGUCCUCACUGGCAUGCACAAUGGCCAGGCCAAGCACCUGCUGCUCGUGGACCCAGAAGGCACGAUCCGCACAAAGGACAGGAUCUUUGACAGUAUCAACGACCUCAUCAACCACCACCUGGAGAACAGCCUGCCCAUCGUCUCUGCCGGGAGCGAGCUCUGCCUUCAGCAGCCGGUGGAGAGGAACCCGUGACCUGCCAGCUGCCCCGUCCCGACACUGCACCUGCAGUCAGGAGGGCUCACUUCUUCCCGGUAGAUGGGUACUGGGCCAUGGGAACUCAAGCAUCUGCCCACUAGCUCAGAGCUUUGUUCAAAAGCCCCAGGAGGAAGGCCUCCCUAAAGUGCAAGUUUCAUAAACUUGUUCCGAAUUCUCAUGUGCAUAUUAAAGGUGUACAUACCUAUACAUCCUGUACAAAUUAUCCCUCUAUAUUUAUAUUUUUUAAGACUAAGAAAGAUGUAAGACUGAUGUUCUGUGCUGUAUGUUUUUAAUGAAAACAAAGUUUGACUGUAGUUGUCCGGGCAAAAUGUUAAUUCAGCUGACCCAUUCCACUGGGAAAGUCCACUGGGAAGGUAUUACCUACUAAGCACAAUACAGGGAAUAGAAGCAGCAGGAGAGUCGGUAAUAAACACUUGGGAUUGUGAUAGAAUAAGGCAAGAUGCUGUCUAUGCUCUGCACGUAAAGCCCUGUGAAGUGCUGGUCCUCAUGGCUGUCCCUCCUCCUUGGCGACGCCUCCCAGGCUGCCUGCAUCACACCUGUGUGCAUGGGGUUUCCAGCACCAGAGAUUAGGGCUGCUGCACUGAAGAGUAGGCAUUACUCCAGCUGUUUCAGGUAGUGCUGAGCACAGGAAUGCCGUCUCCCAUGACUCCGGUUGUCCAGGGGUUCUUGAGGAUCCACUUUACUGCCAAAUAGGGCACAAAAUAAGCCUCACUGAUCAAGAUCUUGACAGGUAAAUGCUUCCUUUGUUUUUAUCUGUAUAAGGACAAAAUGAGGAUGAGUGGAGGGAUAGAUGGGGGUUUGUACAUCCUCUUAGCCAACAGGCUGCUGCAGUACCUGCUAGUAAAACCCCGCCCCCUUUAUAUUCAGUAGAGGAAGAAGCAUGUGUACGAUCUGUGGAAGACGGGUGCAAACACAUGUGCUCAGAGUUCCUGCCUGGAGACAUUCCAUCAGCUGUGGCUGAUUCAGGUUUGCCUGAAGCUCGGGACCAGGCUCAAGAGCUUUGGGAAUCAGUUUGAGGUCCCACUUCUGGAGAGAUUGGUGGUAAAUUGGCUGGUUUGUCUCUACAAUUGUUUCCCAAUUGCUCCAUGAAAAGGGCUCAUGCCCUGGGCAGCGCUUUGUCCCGGCUCCUUCCUUUGGGAUCAAACACUGAUUUCCUACUGGGUCGUUUGGUGUUAGGAAGUCGACAGUGUUUCUAACUUUUAAAAAAUGUUUGGCUUGAGAUUACCAUAUGAUUUAACAGGUGCUGUCUUUUAAAAGAUGGAAGGAUUCACUCAUUCGUUGGCACCUUCUCACUUGUGCUGCAAUGUUGGCUCUUGUCCCAGUGAAAUCCAUUGCGGGCAGCACCCCCUUCAUCAGUGCAACGGAAGGACUCUCUGCAUACACUUAGCAUUGGAGAGUAAUAAGUUUGAUGCUUCGAGAAUGUGGAGUUAAUGGUAGAUUUAAAAAAUUCUAAUGAGCGCUAAUUCCACAAAGUUCUAAUGCUACGUGCGUGAACCCUGUUUCUACUUUUAGAGGAUGUGUAUGGCCAGGAUGGGAGGAUGGGGUAGACCUGUUGGCUGAGGAUGGCUUGGGGCAGGUCCAAGGAUUCAUGUUAGCCUUCUGUGGAGUUUUUACCCUUUGAAGGUCCAAUGAACCAAAGCUGACAGUGGCUUCAAUCUUCUAGAAUGUUCUGCAGUGAAUUGGAACUUUAUGGGGAGUCUGGCACUAAUCUAGACUGCCCUGCCUCUUCCUAGAAUGGUCUGUUUUCAGGUGCAGAACAGAUACCCUGCUCCAAGUUAUCCAAAAGCAGUGGGGUCUGAACAGGGAUGCCAGACAGCAGCUAGGUCGGGCUCUUCCCCUGUGACAAUGUAGACUUUGGGGUGGCUGUGAGAAUUGCCCUGCACUCUGUCUCCUUGAGGCCUGCAGCCCUGCAGACAUAUACAUAAAAAUCUGACCUCUAUGGGGAUGCAUGAUCCUUCUUUGUGUGCAAGUGUACACACAUAUAAAAAUGGAUCAAAUGACUUCUUUCAACAGAAUUGCACGCCCCCCUGCAUAAGGCCAAAACACUCAUGUUAAGGGCAAAGGAAAGUAGGAAACAAGAGUUAAGAACUGAGGGCCCCUGAACAUUUGAUCUGUUUUGUUUUUCUCUUGGGAGUAUAAGAAAUGGUAAUCUGCAGGUUUAGUAGCUCUCUGCUCUGAAGUUAGUGUUUAUCUCAAUGGUGAUAAGCAAUAUAUGCUUUUUGCAUGAGAAUCAAUUUAGAAAAUUAAAAGUAAUGGGGGAUCAAAUAUUGUUUCAAUAUUCAUUCAAAAUAUGUAUUUUUAAGCUCAGGUUUUAAGAUCGCUUCCCACAGAACAGUGCUAGUGGGACAUAACUGGCACUCCUUUGUAGCCAUUGGAGCAGAUUUGAGGUGUAGCAGCAAUUUUCUAGUCUUUGUUUUCUCCCAUUUGUAAAGCAUGUAAAGCAUGUAAGAGCUCACCUGGGUCAUCUCUUCUCUUCCUUAACGCCACAUGCUGGGUAUCACGGAGCCUCACUCACAGAUGGGGAAACUGAGGCUCAGGUAGUGCCCACCUUGCUCAAGGCUACAGGGUCGGUGGGCAACAGAGCUGUUCUACUCUCUCAGCGCUUCUCUGAGCUCUGCUCCAUAGGGAGCUCGGGAUUCAGAGGCAAACUUCGCUGCAGCCACAGUCGGGGCAGCUCCAGGGCCUCCAACUCCCAGGGCGUGGUCACUGAGCGCCGUGCCGGGCCACCCUGGGCCCUCGGAGUGUGCCAGGACCUGCUGCCCCUCUCGUGGGCCCCCUGCCACUUGACCCAGGCCUCUGUGUCUGCCGGGAGAGCCAGGCAGGGUCCAGCAGUCCUAAAAUGGCCCAUCUUGCUAAGUAGCUCUGGAGACCCCCCUUCCCCUUCCUACCCACGCCAUCCUGUUUGAAUUAGCUGUGCUUUCCAGUGACACUCCUAUCUGCUGGGAGCCUGCGGGGCUUCUGUGGGGCCGCUGGUCACUGGUUUCAGUCAGCUUUGACAUCUGACUACUAGGGAUACUCUGAACAGCUCAUAGUAGAGGCAGGUGGGGAAUUCCCUGGUGGUCCAGUGGUUAGGACUCGGUACUCUCACUGCCGGGGCCAAGGGUUCGAUCCCUGGUUGGGGAACUAAGAUCUUGCAAGCCACAUGGUACGGCCAAAAAAAAAAAAAAAAAAAGAAGCAGGUGGACAGUCAGAUGGUGUGUUCAAAUCAAAUAACUCCCCACCUAAAUCCUAUGUUUAAGCCACCACUUCCGGACUUUUUAUGUUUGAGAGGCCAGAGGACCGGGAGCCUGCCUGGCCUUUACCUGUGUUUCAUUUGAGCAAUGAUUCUGUUUUGGGCCAUCUCAGCUGUUGGGGUUGCUGGACAAAGACCCAACUGGGGUUCUCCUGAUGGAGGAGGGUAGCAGUGAUCAUUUCCAAUGAGGACAGAAGGUGAGAAGCCGAGUGCGAAGGGAAAGUCCUGGCUGAAAGCAGGGCAGGCCUGGGAGAGGAGUGGAUGAAACAGCACUUUGUGCGGCCCCCUCAAAGGGCCCCGUGCUUGGGGACAGUGUCGACUCAUUCUCCUGGCUCCGUGUCCAGCCUGCUGUCCUGAAGAUGCCCGCUUCCUGAAAUGGAGCUCUCCUUUCAGGUAGCAUCAGAUGCCUGGGUGACUCCUUUAUAUAAGUAACCCUUGAAAACAAAUGUCCUGGUCCUUAUUUCCCUGAAUCAGUCACUUCUUGAAGUCCAGUCACACGUUUCCUUGGAUCCCAGGCUCCCCGGGCAGCCUACCUUGGCUCCCGUAUGCACAGAGCCAUGUGGCCUUGAGCUGGUUGCUCAGUUUCUCUGAGCCCUGGCUCUCCACCUGCACCACCGGGCUGUGCAGUCCCUGUCCUGAGAGGCUGUGGGGGCCAGUGACUAUGUGUAAGCGUGGAGGACAGUUGUUUCCUGGGAUGCUUCACUCUCAAAAGUGUACAUCUGUGCUCUCUCGCUGGCCAAGUAUGUAAGGAUGCCAUCCAUAAAUGCCUUUCUGUGAACGGUGACAGCCCGGUGGGAAGUGGGAAGGAGAUUGUGGAAAGAUUGUAAAUAGGUAACUGUAGGACACAGACAGAUCUUGGCCUUGGGUUUCAGAAUGAUACUCUAGGGUUCUGUAGUAAAACUUUAAGUUGGUCCUGAGAAAGAGAAGUGGAAAAACGACUGGCACAUCUUGUUAACCUGGAACUGUCCCUGCUCCUCAGGGGACAGCAAGUAAGGGAGUGUUCUGGGAUAAUACAGCUGGAGGGACCCAUUUUUCAGUGAGGAAACCAGAGCCAAUUGACUUGCUGGAGGGUGGCGACAGUCAGUGACUGAAUCUAGGACAGAGUGCAGGACUUAUUAGAGUCCUUUAGGGCUUGUACAUAAAGCUCAGCCCCUGAUGGAAAAUGGCCAGUAGUGCUUCCCUCCUUGAGUUUACAUUUAUGUUCCAUCUUUUUUUCCAAAAUGCAUAAAGGCGUGAGUCAUUCACACGGACAAGGAAGUGUUUCUAUUCCUUUGUUUAGUUUGGCGUCCCUCAGAAGCAGACCUUGAGAGAAGCUCAGAGCCUAUGUAGACUUAGGGGUGGGGAAAGGAAGGAAGCUGAUGAGGAAGGCAUGGUCAGGCAAGUCACCAGGAUGUGGCUAACGAAUUGCAUUGGGACUGAGGGCAGCAGGGCUGGACAUACCUCAGAGCUAAUCCACCAGCGUGGGGAGAGAGCUAGAUAUUUACCCAAACAGCCCAGCACUGGUGGAAGGCUGUUUCUAGCCCCAGUGUCCUGGCCAGUCCUAUGCACACCAAGCCAGGGAAUCCUUUGGCAGAGAGACAGGCCUUCAUAAGCAGACUUGGGGUGAAAGGCAGGCAUCAGAGCCAUCGGGGGUCCUCCCCGGAGUUCCUGACUCAGUAGUUCUGGAUGGGGCCAGAGAAUUUGCCUUUCUAAUAAAUUGUGGGUGAAGCUGGUAGGCAGUCUUGACUUUGAGAACCAUCCUCAGGUGCGAAUUGCUAGCCCUUACCUGUCUCAUUGAUGGUUUUUCCCCUCUAAUGUAUGAUUAUGUUUUCAUGCCACUUCAUGUUAUAGAUCCCAGCGUCCAUGCUGUGAGUUUAAAAGUGGAGGAUUAAUAAGCAUUUAUAACUCCAUGCAAUCAUUGCUGGCAGAUAAAAUGCCAUCUGCCAGCCACAAUUUAUUUAUAAUGGAGUUUAUACAUAUUUAUAAGUUUGCAAGCAACAAAUAAACAGUUUUAAAACUGGCAUAUUUUAUAGCAGCCAGAAAAAUUGCAACUUUAUACCAGGACUUGUGAAUAUCAAUUGCAUAUGUAUAGAUACAUAUAUACACACACACAUACAUAUAUCUACUGAUUAUGACAGAUGUGCAUCUCUGUCUGUCUGUAUAUACAUAUAUACACAUGCAUAUACCUACAUUGAUUACAACGGACGUGCAUCUCUGUCUGUACGUGUGCACACGCAGGUUGACUGGGCAAUUAGCACUUCGGGGCUCCUCCCUGGGUUUUGGUAUUUUAACUAACAAGGACAACUAGAAAGUUACACAAAUGUGGAGAGUUUGGGGACCGAUAUAUCCUAGAAUUUACAGACACAGGGAGGAGGGUCCUGGAUGCUGCAGGAAUAGGACAAGAGGGUCACGGGGGGUCCACUGUGGAAAGUGACACAAGGGAAGAGAAGUCAAUGGGGGAAGACAGGAAAGGAAAGGAUGGGAGGACAGAGGAAGAAAAAGAAAAAAGAAGGGAGGGGGCAGCACAUCCAGACCUACAUCCCCUGUUCACCCAGUAGCAUGUAAAAAAAACAAGCAGGGGUGGGUGUUGGUGAGGCUGCCGGGCAGGCGUGUUUGGGGGCCGAGUGUGGUCUUCCUCGGUAUAGCCGCACUGCUUGUUGGCUUCUCUAACCAGCUUUCUCUUGGCCUCAUCUUACGUUAGUUCACGUGAAGUAGGCAUUGUUCUGGGCUCCUGUGAGUGUGCAAAGGUUCCGUCUGCCUGAGGAUAUAGUCCAGUAGGAAAUAAACGCACAAAGAGUGUGGGAGCGUGACAGGCCUGAUGGCUGGUGUGGCCAACUUCAACUAGGACCCUGGAGGGUGGAACUCCUGGGUGGGUCUGGGGAGUCUGAAGGCUUUGCAAACUAGGCUGCAGACGGGAUGGGGAGGGUAAGAACAGGCAGACAAGGCGUGGAUGGCCCAGGAGGAGGCCGGGACCCCCUCAUGCAUGAAAAAUGGUCGGUGUUAGGAGGGAUGCUGGAGGCGGAGGUGAGGUUGCUUCUGCCUGUUCUCGCCUCCUUCCUGCAUCUCAUGCAAUGUAAAGUUUCUCUUUUGUUGUUUCACCUUGAAAUGCUGUAGGCAGGAAUAUAUGCAAGUGGGACACACACUGUGGCCCUGGUGUUUGAGGUCAUGAAUUCACACUUGUCUGGGACAUUUUUACCACAACCAAAGUUUCUAACCACAAAUCAAGUGACAACUAAAGCCGAAAUCAAUGGGCAAAUCCAUUUUUGAACACUGAAUUAACUUUUUUGUAACAGCUGUAUGUUGGUUGCAAGUGGAAUGGUCUCUGUUCAUUUGACUUUUGAAUAUAACUUGUUCCAGAAUAAAUAUUGUAAAGUUAAGUACAUGAAUGUUUGUUUGUAUCCAGAACUAAAUAAGAAUUAAAAUUUGAUGUUUAAAUCCAAGGAUUAGGAGAGAACUCCGUGUACAUCUAAUGUGUAAUAAUGAGAUAUUUAUUAAUUUUUAAAAAGCAUUUGGAUGGCAAAUUAUACAUAUUGAUAAAUAUUUGAAAAUUUUGUGUUUUGUUUUCCGUUAACUUUUGUGAAACAAAAAGGAAUUACUGUGAAGGUCUAUGGUUUAUUGCCAAUUUACCAUUUUCUACGUUGAUAUUGGAACAGAAUCGGUAUUUGGACAUCUCUGAGGAGUGGAAAUACAAAACCAAUUUCAAGUUUUCUAACCUCUGUUCUAUGAAAAAUAAUAAAACCUAAAUUAUUUGGCCAACAUUUGGGAUAUUUGUUAACACAACGGGUAAAGAGAAUUGGCUUAAGUUCCUUCCCUCCUCACAUUCAGUGAAUCCACUUCACUCCUUCAGUAAAUGAUGUGGCUUCCAGUUGUGAGCGCUGCUGCCACACUGGGCACAUCCCUGAGCUUCUAGGGCAGCCAACUGGAGAUGCCACAUGUCGUCCCUGGACGCCAUCACUGUGGCCCAGGGGCAAAGGCUGUCACACCCACUUAGGCAAUGCUGCACUUCUUAUCACUGGUUAUUGGAAAAUGUGCCUUCAUUUUCAGAAUAGUGGUGUGUGCAUUUCUGAUUAUGUAGCAAACCCUUUGAUAUUUGACUUAGAUACUAAAAACAUUUGGGUGUGGAAGUUUUGCACUCGUAGAUACAUUUAAAAGCAUGGACUUGGUAAUUUAACUAGAAGUUUUCUAUAAAGUACACCUUGUUACAUUUCUGUGAAAGGCUCUUUACCAGUGCAGAAGCAACAUGGGUCAAGGGUGGAAACAACUGUUCUCUAAAUAGUCUGAUGUUAACUGUCAAUGUGGGUCUGAGGGCAAUAAAGAAUAUCGUGAAAAGUC
Molecule: messenger RNA, 10116 nt
Organism: Globicephala melas (long-finned pilot whale)
Lineage: Eukaryota; Metazoa; Chordata; Mammalia; Artiodactyla; Delphinidae
Gene: SHC3
Product: SHC adaptor protein 3
Biological process (GO): cell surface receptor protein tyrosine kinase signaling pathway; intracellular signal transduction
Cellular component (GO): plasma membrane
Molecular function (GO): receptor tyrosine kinase binding
Source: RefSeq, a predicted model, not a curated record